GAGUGUUGCUGGGCCGAGUAAGGCUAAAUUUAUCACAAUGAAGUCUGCAGAGCCAAACCUUCGGACUGCUGUACUUAUGCCUUCCUUCCUCAAGGUUAACAGCACAGAGGAAGGCAAAAGUGCAGAGAAAAGAGUGCGAGUGAACUGUGGAAUCUGCAAGGAAACGAGGUAUUACUCAGUAUACAGAGGCGUGACACGCAUUGCAGGAACCAUUCUGGCAUGUGAGGCAUGUCGUCACUCAUAUCAAAAGUUCAAGAGAAGACCUUGCAUCCUCAAGUGCAACAAGGAGGGCAAGUGUUACGUCUUAGGUGACAAUUCCAAGAGCAGGUGCAAAGCUUGUUGGAUAGCGCAUAUACUCAGGCUGUGUCCUCUUCCUGCUGAUCUGUACAUCCAUCUUUUAAAACAUCUUCCAGACGUUAUUAAGGAGCGGAUGGAGUCCACUCCGCGGGUGAUGGACGACAUCCCUGAAGAGGAGAGAGGUGCUAUUGGACUGGAGAUGCAGAAGGAUGAGACAUGGGAAGACAUCACAGAAAUUGCGGCACCUCAGCAGGAUCCCGUCAAGCAGGAGGAGAAUGACGAGUGCGAGGAUGACAUGGAUGACGAGACGCUGGACGCUUACUUCGAGGCUGAAGAAUCACUCAACGAGAGUCAGAAUACAAACCCUGGGAACAGAGUAAAUUCUUUGCAUCACACCAACAGCAUAAAGACCGAAGCUGAGCCUGGGAAAUGGUGGACUGGAAGUGAUGGUUUGACGUAUAGUGUAGCAGUAUCUGGUAACACUCAGACGUACUUUAACAUGUCCAACAUGAGUGCUUCGGACGGCCUGACGCCCCUCACCCCCCUGCAACCUGCGGAUACUCUCACCUCCUUCACCGCUCUUGCACCCAUGACCCCAGUGGAAAUACCCCAUGUGCAACACAUUCAAAAUGAGGGAGCAACAUUUUUUACCAUAAAGCAAGAGAACAGCAACAUGCGAGAUGGAGAGAGCCAGGAAGCCAGACUCUUCCAGAACAUUAGUAUCAAGCAAGAGUACUACCAGCCACUGCAAGAGGUUGGACUCCAACUCCACACUAGCCCCUACUUCAACCACAACAGCAACACCCCAAUCUGCAUAGAGAUCCUUGACAACCAGCAGGGUACUCAAGAGACGGCCAGUGAAAGAACUGAAGUGGGGGACUGUGAUGUAGGUUCACCUUCUGAUAGCAUAGAAUCGAUUCAGCCAAAGAAAACAAAGAGGAAGAAGCACAAAGUUAAAGUGGAGGAGAAUGGGACAAUCGCUUUACAGGAUAUAGUGACAGAAGCACCAAAAAGACCAGCCUUAGACUUGGGAUCAGAUAACAUACCUCUCAAGCAGAAGAAGAAGAUUGACCGAUUUGACGGCAUGCCAGAGGAGGAAGUUGCCAAGAAAUUCCUCCCCGACCACUUGGGACCAAACAUGGACAUCCUUAUCAUUGGCAUAAAUCCCGGGCUCUUCGCUGCCCACAAGGGUCAUCAUUAUGCAGGACCUGGCAACCAUUUCUGGAAGUGCAUGUACCUGUCAGGCUUGAUCCCUGAGCCCUUCACAGCAUAUGAUGACUUCAGAUUGCUUGACUACGGCAUAGGGUUCACCAACAUAGUGGCCAGAACAACACGGGGCUCAGCCAACCUAACGAGAGAGGAGAUUAAAAAAGGGAGUGAGAUUCUUUUAGCUAAAUUAAAGCAGUAUCAACCACGAAUUGCUGUGUUCAAUGGUAAGGGCAUAUAUGAGAUAUUUUCUGGCAAGAAGCAGUUCAACUUUGGAAAACAGCCUGAGAUGGUUGACGGAACAAAUACACACAUAUGGGUAAUGCCUUCCUCCUCUGCAAGAUGUGCCCAGCUCCCGAGGGCUCUGGACAAAGUCCCCUUUUACUCUGCACUUCGCAAGUACCGUGACUACCUGAAAGGCAUUAUUCCUGAAGUAAACGAAGAAGAGAUAACUUUUUCACAUGUGAGACUAUCCAAUCCCAAGACGCCAGUGAAGCAGGAGGUGAAGUUGGAGCAAGACGACAUAGGAGAACCAAAGAAAACCAUCAGCUCAGAGUCGGCAAAGGCUCUCAAGGCCUUCAAGGGAAAUAUUAAGAGUGAGGAAAAUGAAUGCAGCAUAAAGUCAGAAAAUCCAUCUUAACAUCUUCAUGCUUAGUCCAAAGUAAGUUUUACAGUAUUGAGAGGGUGAACAUGGGCCAUGAGUUUCUUGCAAGUGGUUUUUCCUUUGGCAAGAGAGGUUGUAGCAAGAACUGUGUCUAUAAUUUUCUUUUUUUCUUUUCUUUUCUUUCUUUUUUUUUUUCUUUUUUUUUUCUUUCCCAUAUCCCUUUUAAUUUUUCUCGUAACAUUAACAAUUCUCUUUUAUCAACCAGAUGUGUACUUUCUCGCACAUCACUUUUCCAUUCAUGUCUCUUAAUGUAGCAACUUUGAUUUUCCAAUGGAGUGAUUAGCAGAACCUCAUGCUUUGUAACCCCUCAUUGAAGGUAAAUGAGUAACCAUAUGUAGGGAUCAAUUAUAAACUAUGUAGCUUUAAUGAGACCUGUCACUCUUGGGCACGGGUCUAUGCAGGACCUAUAUACCUGUUUUUUUUCCCUUUGUGAGGGAGACUUAGAAGUACCUUUUAUUAGUCUUCAUCUUCUGUGUGCAAUUUACUAGUAAUCUCAAAAGAUGCCAGUGCACAAAGAUAUUGAUAAAAGGAUCACUGUUGGGAGAGAAAGACGAGGAUGGCAGUGUGGACCAUCCUCUUACCUCUCUUUGUAUUUUUUCUUUCUUUCCUUCGUUUUAAUUGAAUUUAGAUUUCCAGUUCCUCUUUUUUUCUUUUUUUUUUUUGAGAGAACCUCCUCUUCCUUCUCUUCCUCCUUUUCCCCCCUCAAAAACUCCAAUAUAUGCAUGUAUAUGCAUUAAAACGAGAGGGGGUUAAAAUAGCUUGAUAUACCCAUUAUUGAUACAAGAUGUUUGAAGAUCCAGAGUGACUGAUAGAUGGAUGUAUUGUAUUCUCUUGAGGCUAAUAUGACAAAAAAUGUGGUAAUUAAGAAAUUUAUUGGUUGGUACGAGAAGUAUUUGUAGCUUCCGGGUUGAAGCUGUUGCUGGAAUGGGUAGAACGAGUUUGGGCAGAUUGUGUAUGAAUACUCCAUGAAUAUUUAUGAUUUGUGUAUGUGUAUAUCCUGUGAGUAUAUGCUAUAAUAGUUUAUAAGAUGUUUUUUUUUCUUUUCUUUUCUUUUCUUUUCUUUUAGGGAGUUAUGUGAACUUGGUGUUGUGUAUGUCAUUAGUAUUUUAUUUAUUUAUCAUAAAUUCUUGUGAUGAAAGCAAGAAGAGGCCAUUAAAUAAUAGAUUUGUAGAAAAAACGGUUACAAAUAAGUGCAAUUAAUUGAAUAGAAUAAGAUAAAAAAAAAAUUUGGAUUUCUAUUACUUAUUUAUUAUUUUAUUUAUUUUAUAUUAUUUUUUGAUUAAUAAUAUAUAUAUAUAUAUAUAUACUUAUAGAAAUGAGGAGUUUCUAUCUGUUUUAUGUGAUCAAACUGACUUAAUUUGCUGAUCUGAGUAUCCUAUGAUUUGCUGUAAAUGACUUUGGAGUUCAUGUAAAAAAAAAAAAAAAAAAGGAAAAUGUAAAAAAAAAAAAAGGUUCUAAUAUGUGUAUUUCUAAAAGGUUAUAAUCUCCUUGUGUUUAUUUUCUGACGAUCCUACAUUUUUAAUUAUUUACGUG
Messenger RNA from Penaeus monodon (black tiger shrimp), 3700 nucleotides. RefSeq lists its product as uncharacterized. The record is from RefSeq and is a predicted model, not a curated record. Gene Ontology annotation, biological process: base-excision repair, AP site formation. Gene Ontology annotation, cellular component: nucleus. Lineage: Eukaryota; Metazoa; Arthropoda; Malacostraca; Decapoda; Penaeidae. Gene Ontology annotation, molecular function: mismatch base pair DNA N-glycosylase activity.